GUGCUCCCGCCGCCCGGAAGCCGAAGCUGCAGGCCGAGCCCGGCGGUGCCAUGGCGGCUCUGGCCCUGGCAUCGAUAUCAUUUGAAGAUUUGGCUGUGACCUUCACUGAGGAAGAAUGGGAACAUCUGGACCUGGGCCAGAGGAACCUGUACCAGGAAGUGAUGCUUGAGACCUACCAGCUUCUGGUCUCACUGGGAGACCAGGUGAGACUGGCGCCCCCCACGCCCGGCACGCCCCUGCCAGCCCUCCCCGCGCAGCCCCGGCUCCUCGGACUGCCGUCGCAGCCGCUGGACCGGCGCGGGACGCCACCACCGGAGCCCUGCAGCCCUCCCCUGCCCCACGGCCUCCACCCGCCUGCCUCCCCGCCCACAGAAUGGUGUGGGGUGGAUAUGGAGUGCUUGAGUACGACGUGGCCGCUGGCGGGGCAUCCCCAAAUCUGUGCGGGAGCCAAGCCUGGGGACUGCGGGCCAGAUCCCGUUCAGGCCUCUGCGGGGCGGCCCCACCGGUGCCCAGAGUGCGGGAAGGGCUUCACGCGGCGCUGCCACCUCACAGAACACCGGCGCGUGCACACCGGGGAGCGGCCGUACGUGUGCGGUGACUGCGGCAAGGCCUUCACCCACCGCUCCUCCUUCGCACAGCACUGCAUGACGCACGGUGGGGCCAAGCCCUUCCCGUGCGGGGAGUGCGGGAAGUCCUUCUCCUACCGCUCCUCGUUCGCGCAGCACGCACGGGCGCACGCAGGCCCGCCGCCAUUCGCGUGCGGACAGUGCGGCCGGGCCUUCGCCCAGCGCUCGGCCUUCGCCCGGCACCAGCGCACGCACACCGGGGAGAAGCCGUACGCGUGCGGGCUGUGCGGCCGGGCCUUCGCCCAGCGCUCGGCCUUCGCCCAGCACCACCGCACGCACACGGGCCGCAAGCCCUUCGUGUGCGGGGUCUGUGGCAAGGCCUUCUGCGACAACUCCUCGCUGGCGCAGCACCUGCGCAUCCACACGGGCGAGAAGCCCUACGUGUGCGGCCAGUGCGGCAAGGCCUUCACGCAGUGCUCCACCUUCCUCCGUCACCGGCGAACGCACACAGGCGAGAAGCCCUACGCCUGCCCGCACUGCGGCAAGGCCUUCAGCGCCAGCGCCGCGUUGGUGCAGCACCUGCGCGUGCACACCGGCGAGAAGCCGUUCUCCUGCGGCCAGUGCGGGAAAGCCUUCGCCCACCAGUCCGUGCUCAUCCGCCACCACCGCAGCCACAGCGGCGUGCGGCCGCUGCAGUGCCACCACUGCGCCAAGGCCUUCUUCUACUCCUCAUCCUUCGUGCGCCACAUGCGCGUGCACACCGGCGAGAAGCCCUUUGUGUGCGGGGACUGCGGCAAGGCCUUCACCCAGAACGCCAACUUCCUCCGCCACCGCAGGACGCACACCGGCGAGAAGCCCUUCGUGUGCCGGGACUGCGGCAAGGCCUUCAGCGACAACUUUGCCCUGCAGCGGCACGUGCGCACGCACACCGGGGAGAAGCCCUUCCAGUGCGGGGACUGCGGCAAGGCCUUGGGGCACAGCACGUCCUUCAGGCACCACUGCACAACUCACAGUGUGGUGUAGAUGCCGCCCGCCAUCGCUGCAGUCUCCAGCGGGGUUGCCAGGACUUGGGCUGUGUGCGGUCCUGAGAAUUGCUUCUGCCCACCCAGACCUUGUGUGCCAAGCCUCAACGCCGUGCCUCUGCCUGAGCUGUUGUGCUCAAGGCUGGUGCAUUACCAC
Dipodomys ordii (Ord's kangaroo rat) is the source of this 1745-nucleotide messenger RNA. It is a transcript of the gene Znf599, whose product is annotated as zinc finger protein 599. Bases 51 to 1589 code for a protein of 512 amino acids. The record is from RefSeq and is a predicted model, not a curated record. Gene Ontology annotation, biological process: negative regulation of transcription by RNA polymerase II. Gene Ontology annotation, molecular function: DNA-binding transcription repressor activity, RNA polymerase II-specific. The transcript has 3 exons. NCBI's taxonomy places the organism in Eukaryota, Metazoa, Chordata, Mammalia, Rodentia, Heteromyidae.